This is a messenger RNA of Mesocricetus auratus (golden hamster), 14119 nucleotides long. RefSeq names its product WD repeat and FYVE domain containing 3 (gene Wdfy3). Bases 386 to 10975 code for a protein of 3529 amino acids. NCBI's taxonomy places the organism in Eukaryota, Metazoa, Chordata, Mammalia, Rodentia, Cricetidae. Gene Ontology annotation, molecular function: protein binding; metal ion binding. The record is from RefSeq and is a predicted model, not a curated record. The transcript is spliced from 68 exons.
AGGGAGCGGCGGCGGCGGCGUCGCUGCCCCGGCCGCCUAGCGCGGCUGUCGCCCGGCGGCCCCGGCCCCGCAGCUCGUGGACUGCAGCGGGUGCUCGGCCCCGGCCGGCCCGGCCCGACCCGGCCCGGGGGGCUCCCGGGCCCCGCACCCAGGCUCGCCGGUCCGCGGUGUGAUACUCUCCACAUCUGCUUCAGGAAGAAAGUGCCUGUCAUUCCCGUCUCUGCAGGUCCAUGCCAGCCCAGCACACAGGAUCAGUUGGAGCCCAGAUUUCAAGUUCCGAGUAAAGUGCCAUCUGGGGAUGGGCCCCAUUGUGCUCACACACUCAGAACGAGCUAUCCAAGGAAUGUCCUAAAGAAACAGAAGUGUGUGUCACCCACCAGCCAAGAUGAACAUGGUGAAGAGGAUCAUGGGGCGGCCUCGGCAGGAGGAGUGCAGUCCGCAGGACAACGCCUUGGGCCUGAUGCACCUCCGCCGGCUCUUCACCGAGCUGUGCCAUCCUCCAAGACACAUGACCCAGAAAGAGCAGGAAGAAAAGUUGUACAUGAUGCUGCCGGUAUUUAACAGGGUUUUUGGAAACGCUCCACCAAAUACAAUGACAGAAAAAUUUUCUGACCUUCUGCAGUUCACAACGCAAGUCUCAAGACUAAUGGUGACGGAGAUUCGGAGGAGAGCAUCAAACAAAUCCACAGAGGCUGCAAGUCGGGCCAUCGUCCAGUUCCUGGAGAUCAAUCAGAGCGAAGAAGCCAGUAGAGGCUGGAUGCUCCUAACAACAAUUAACCUGUUGGCAUCCUCUGGUCAGAAAACAGUGGACUGCAUGACAACGAUGUCAGUGCCUUCCACCCUGGUUAAAUGUCUGUAUCUGUUCUUCGACCUUCCACAUGUGCCUGAGGCAGGUGGAGGUGCACAGAAUGAGCUACCUCUAGCAGAGCGCCGAGGACUCCUCCAGAAAGUCUUUGUGCAGAUCUUAGUAAAGCUCUGCAGUUUCGUUUCUCCGGCGGAGGAGCUGGCCCAGAAGGAUGACCUGCAGCUCUUGUUCAGUGCAAUAACCUCUUGGUGCCCCCCCUAUAACCUGCCCUGGAGGAAGAGUGCCGGGGAGGUCCUCAUGACCAUCUCCCGCCACGGGCUGAGCGUCAACGUGGUGAAGUAUAUUCACGAAAAAGAAUGUUUGUCUACGUGUGUGCAGAAUAUGCAACAAUCCGACGACCUGUCUCCCCUUGAGAUAGUUGAAAUGUUUGCAGGACUUUCUUGUUUCCUCAAAGACUCCAGUGACGUUUCCCAGACUCUUCUGGAUGAUUUUCGGAUAUGGCAAGGCUAUAAUUUUCUCUGCGACCUCUUGCUCAGAUUGGAACAAGCCAAAGAGGCGGAAUGCAGGGAUGCUCUGAAGGACCUGGUGAAUCUGGUAACUUCCCUGACCACCUAUGGGGUCAGUGAGCUGAAGCCAGCUGGUGUCACCACAGGGGCCCCCUUUUUGUUGCCUGGGUUUGCAGUACCUCAGCCUGCAGGCAAAGGUCACAGCGUGAGAAACAUCCAAGCCUUUGCGGUUCUUCAGAAUGCAUUUCUAAAAGCAAAAACCAACUUCCUUGCCCAGAUCAUCCUUGAUGCCAUCACAAAUAUUUACAUGGCGGACAAUGCCAAUUACUUCAUCCUGGAGUCACAGCACACCCUGUCACAGUUUGCAGAGAAGAUCUCUAAACUCCCAGAAGUACAAAACAAAUACUUUGAAAUGCUGGAGUUUGUCGUUUUUAGCUUAAACUAUAUCCCUUGUAAAGAACUCAUUAGUGUUAGCAUCCUGCUGAAGUCCAGCUCUUCUUACCACUGUAGCAUCAUUGCGAUGAAAACCCUUCUGAAGUUUACAAGGCACGACUACAUAUUUAAAGAUGUCUUCAGAGAGGUGGGCCUUCUAGAGGUCAUGGUCAACCUCCUGCAUAAGUAUGCUGCCCUUCUGAAGGAUCCAGCUCAGGCACUCAGUGAGCAAGGGGACUCAAGAAACAAUAGUUCAGUUGAAGACCAGGAACACUUGGCUCUGUUGGUGAUGGAGGCCUUGACUGUGCUGCUUCAAGGCUCAAACACAAAUGCAGGGAUAUUCCGAGAGUUUGGAGGUGCAAGGUGUGCGCACAACAUAGUGAAGUACCCGCAGUGCCGGCAGCAUGCCCUCAUGACCAUACAGCAGCUGGUACUCUCUCCAAAUGGGGACGACGAUAUGGGCACGCUCUUGGGGCUGAUGCACUCAGCUCCUCCCACAGAGCUGCAGUUGAAGACUGACAUCUUAAGGGCUCUCCUGUCAGUCCUUCGAGAAAGCCACCGGUCAAGAACAGUUUUCCGGAAAGUUGGAGGGUUUGUGUACAUCACCUCCUUGCUGGUGGCUAUGGAGAGGUCUUUGAGCUCUCCUCCCAAGAACGGCUGGGAGAAAGUGAACCAGAACCAAGUGUUUGAGCUCCUCCACACUGUGUUCUGCACGCUGACUGCAGCGCUGCGCUACGAGCCAGCCAACUCCCAUUUCUUCAAAACAGAGAUACAGUAUGAAAAGCUGGCGGAUGCCGUUCGAUUUCUCGGCUGCUUCUCAGACCUUAGGAAAAUAAGUGCUAUGAAUGUCUUCCCCUCAAACACACAGCCUUUCCAGAGACUGCUCGAGGAAGGUGCCGUCUCGGUGGACUCGGUGUCACCUACCCUGCGGCACUGCAGCAAACUCUUCAUCUAUCUCUACAAAGUGGCCACUGAUUCUUUUGACAGUCGUGCAGAGCAGAUCCCUCCUUGCCUGACAAGCGAGUCUUCUCUUCCCUCUCCUUGGGGGACACCAGCUUUGUCCAGGAAAAGGCAUGCAUUUCAUUGUGUUUCAACUCCUCCUGUGUAUCCUGCGAAAGGUGUCACUGACCUGAAACUUGAUGUGACAAGUUCACCUCUACAGAAUUCCGAUGCCGUCAUCAUCCACCCUGGAGCCAUGUUGGCCAUGCUGGACCUCCUGGCCUCUGUGGGCUCAGGGACACAGCCAGAACAUGCUUUGGACCUGCAACUCGCCGUGGCCAAUAUUUUGCAAUCGCUGGUGCACACAGAAAGAAACCAGCAGGUCAUGUGUGAAGCUGGUCUUCAUGCACGGCUGCUGCAGCGGUGCAGUGCUGCUCUGGCUGACGAAGACCACUCGCUGCACCCACCCCUUCAGCGCAUGUUUGAACGCUUAGCCUCCCAGGCUCUGGAGCCCAUGGUGCUGAGGGGGUUUUUGCGUUUGGCGAGUCCUUUGAAUUGCGGUGCCUGGGACAAAAAGCAGCUGAAACAGUACAGGGUUCACAAACCAAGUUCGCUGAGUUAUGAACCGGAGAUGAGAAGCAGCAUGGUCACCUCUCUGGAAGGCCUGGGCUCUGACAACGUUUUUAGCCUGCAUGAAGAUAACCAUUACAGGAUAAGCAAAAGUCUGGUGAAGUCAGCAGAAGGAAGUACUGUGCCCUUGACCAGGGUAAAGUGUCUUGUCUCCAUGACAACCCCUCAUGACAUCAGACUUCAUGGCUCCUCUGUUACUCCAGCAUUUGUUGAAUUUGACACAUCCCUUGAAGGCUUUGGCUGCCUUUUUCUGCCCAGCUUGGCUCCCCAUAAUGCCCCUACCAAUAAUGCUGUCACAACAGGUCUCACUGAUGGGGCCGUGGUGAGUGGCAUUGGUUCUGGUGAACGCUUCUUCCCUCCUCCUUCUGGCCUGAGCUAUUCCAGCUGGUUUUGCAUCGAACACUUCAGUUCUCCUCCAAAUAACCACCCUGUCAGGCUCCUCACUGUUGUGCGACGAGCGAAUUCAUCCGAGCAGCAUUAUGUGUGCCUUGCCAUAGUUCUGUCUGCAAAAGACCGCUCCUUAAUUGUUUCCACAAAGGAGGAGCUACUCCAAAAUUAUGUUGAUGACUUCAGUGAAGAAUCCUCGUUCUAUGAGAUUCUCCCGUGCUGCGCCCGCUUUCGAUGCGGAGAGCUGAUAGUGGAAGGCCAGUGGCACCAUCUGGUUCUGCUGAUGAGCAAAGGCAUGCUCAAGAACAGCACUGCGGCCCUCUAUAUCGACGGGCAGCUCGUCAACACUGUAAAGCUGCAUUAUGUCCACAGUACUCCUGGGGGCUCAGGUUCUGCAAAUCCUCCGGUACUGAGCACAGUCUACGCCUACAUCGGCACUCCACCUGCACAACGACACAUCGCUUCAUUGGUUUGGCGCCUGGGACCCACUCAUUUUCUAGAGGAAGUUUUACCUCCCUCUAGUGUCACUACUAUUUAUGAACUUGGACCAAAUUACGUUGGAAGUUAUCAGGCUGUGUGCACACCAUGUAAAGAUGCAAAGUCUGAAGGUGUUAUUCCUUCACCUGUGUCACUAGUUGCAGAGGAAAAGGUGUCAUUUGGCCUCUAUGCACUCUCCGUGUCCUCCCUAACAGUGGCAAGAAUUCGGAAAGUCUAUAACAAGUUAGACAGCAAAGCUAUUGCUAAACAGUUAGGCAUUUCCUCCCAUGAGAAUGCCACCCCAGUGAAGCUAAUCCACAAUGCCGCAGGCCAUCUCAAUGGACCAGCACGCACCAUUGGGGCCACGCUCAUUGGUUACUUGGGAGUAAGAACAUUUGUCCCUAAGCCUGUUGCCACUACUCUGCAGUACAUUGGAGGAGCUGCCGCCAUCCUAGGCCUAGUGGCCAUGGCCUCGGAUGUGGAAGGGUUGUAUGCAGCAGUCAAGGCCCUGGUGUGUGUGGUCAAGAGUAACCCACUAGCCAGUAAGGAGAUGGAAAGAAUCAAGGGCUAUCAGUUACUGGCAAUGCUGCUGAAGAAGAAGCGCUCCCUUCUCAACAGCCACAUCCUCCAUCUGACGUUUUCCUUGGUGGGGACCGUUGACAGCGGCCACGAGACAUCCAUCAUUCCCAAUUCCACUGCGUUCCAGGACCUGCUUUGUGAUUUUGAAGUCUGGCUCCAUGCACCAUAUGAACUUCAUCUUUCUUUAUUUGAACACUUUAUUGAACUCCUGACAGAGUCCAGUGAGGCCUCCAAGAAUGCCAAGUUAAUGAGGGAAUUUCAGCUAAUUCCCAAGCUGCUCCUGACUCUCCGAGACAUGUCCUUGUCCCAGCCAACUAUUGCUGCUAUUAGUAACGUGCUGAGCUUCCUGCUGCAAGGCUUCCCCAGCAGCAACGAUCUGCUCAGGUUUGGCCAGUUCAUUUCUUCUACUUUGCCAACCUUUGCAGUUUGUGAGAAAUUUGUGGUUAUGGAAAUUAAUAAUGAAGAGAAACCUGAUGUGGGAGCAGAAGAGGAGUUUGGAGGUCUUGUGUCUGCUAAUCUUAUACUUUUGAGGAACAGACUUCUAGACAUCUUGCUAAAACUAGUUCAUACAUCAAAAGAAAAGACAAGCAUUAACUUGCAGGCUUGUGAGGAGCUGGUCAGGACACUGGGUUUUGACUGGAUCAUGAUGUUCAUGGAAGAACACUUGCAUCCCACCACAGUCACGGCCGCCAUGAGGAUUCUUGUUGUCCUGCUGAGUAACCAGUCGAUCCUCAUCAAGUUUAAAGAAGGGCUCAGUGGCGGAGGCUGGCUGGAGCAGACAGAUUCUGUGCUGACUAAUAAGAUAGGAACUGUGCUAGGAUUCAACGUGGGCAGGAGUGCCGGUGGGAGAUCGUCGGUCAGGGAGAUUAACCGGGAGGCCUGCCAUUUCCCCGGCUUUCUGGUUCUCCAGUCUUUCCUUCCUAAGCACACAAAUGUCCCUGCCCUCUAUUUCCUGCUCAUGGCCUUGUUUCUGCAACAGCCUGUGAGUGAGCUGCCUGAGAACCUGCAGGUCAGUGUGCCUGUCACCAGCAGCCGAUGUAAGCAGGGCUGCAAGUUUGACUUGGAUUCCAUCUGGACGUUUAUCUUUGGAGUCCCCGCCUCCAGUGGAACAGUGGUCUCUUCCAUCCACAAUGUGUGUACAGAAUCUGCGUUCUUACUGCUGGGGAUGCUGCGAAGCAUGCUGAAUUCACCAUGGCAAUCAGAAGAAGAGGGGUCGUGGCUCCGAGAGUACCCAGUGACCCUGAUGCAGUUUUUCAGAUACUUGUAUCACAACGUCCCAGACCUUGCCUCCAUGUGGAUGAGCCCUGAUUUCCUGUGUGCCUUAGCAGCCACCGUCUUUCCCUUCAACAUCCGCCCUUACUCCGAGAUGGUGACGGAUCUGGAUGAUGAGGUGGGAUCUCCAGCAGAAGAGUUUAAAGCUUUCGCCGCAGACACGGGGAUGAACAGGAGCCAAUCAGAGUACUGCAAUGUGGGCACCAAGACAUACUUGACCAAUCACCCAGCCAAAAAGUUCGUUUUUGACUUCAUGCGAGUCUUAAUGAUCGACAACCUCUGCCUCACACCUGCUAGCAAGCAGACGCCACUAAUUGAUAUUUUGUUGGAGGCCUCCCCUGAGAGAUCUACACGAACUCAGCAGAAAGAAUUCCAGACGCACAUUCUGGAUAGCGUGAUGGACCAUUUGCUGGCAGCUGAUGUGUUAUUGGGGGAAGAUGCAUCUCUGCCCAUUACCAGCGGAGGAAGCUACCAGGUGCUGGUGAACAAUGUGUUUUAUUUCACACAGCGUGUGGUGGACAAGCUUUGGCAAGGCAUGUUCAACAAGGAAUCUAAACUCCUUAUAGAUUUUAUAAUUCAGCUCAUUGCACAGUCCAAGAGAAGAUCACAGGGAUUGUCACUGGAUGCGGUUUAUCACUGCCUCAAUAGGACCAUCUUGUACCAGUUCUCGCGGGCACACAAAACUGUCCCUCAGCAAGUAGCUCUCCUUGAUUCACUCAGGGUCCUUACUGUAAACCGGAACUUGAUCCUGGGACCUGGCAACCAUGACCAAGAAUUCAUUAGCUGUCUUGCUCACUGCCUGAUUAAUCUACAUGUUGGAAGCAACGUGGAAGGGUUUGGCCUGGAGGCAGAAGCACGCAUGACCACGUGGCACAUCAUGAUUCCCUCAGACAUUGAACCAGACGGUGGCUACAGCCAGGAUAUCAGUGAAGGGCGCCAGCUUCUCAUCAAAGCUGUCAACAGAGUCUGGACCGAGCUGAUCCACAGUAAGAAACAAGUCCUGGAGGAGCUUUUCAGAGUCAGCCUGCCCGUCAACGAGAGGGGCCACGUGGACAUAGCCACCGCACGGCCACUUAUUGAAGAGGCUGGUUUGAAAUGCUGGCAGAAUCACUUGGCCCAUGAAAAGAAAUGCAUAAGUCGAGGAGAAGCCUUGGUGCCUAGCACACAAUCCAAACUGUCCCGGGUCAGCAGCGGCUUCGGUCUCUCCAAACUGACAGGGUCAAGAAGGAAUCGAAAGGAAAGCGGCCUUCAUAAACACAGUCCUUCCACCCAGGAGAUCUCCCAGUGGAUGUUUACACAUAUCGCUGUUGUGCGUGACCUGGUGGACACACAGUAUAAGGAAUAUCAAGAGCGUCAGCAGAACGCGCUCAAGUAUGUGACUGAGGAAUGGUGCCAGAUCGAGUGUGAGCUGUUGCGGGAGCGAGGACUGUGGGGUCCCCCCAUUGGCUCCCAUCUGGACAAGUGGAUGCUAGAGAUGACAGAGGGGCCCUGCAGGAUGAGGAAGAAAAUGGUGCGCAAUGACAUGUUCUAUACCCACUACCCUUAUGUGCCGGAAACGGAGCAGGAGACAAGUGUGGCGUCUGAGGUCCCAAGUAAAGAACCCGAGGCACCCGAUGAUGUCACUGCUCAGAAGAAACCUGCUCGGUACAGAAGAGCCAUAAGUUAUGACAGUAAGGAGUACUACAUCCGCCUGGCCUCUGGUAACCCAGCCAUUGUUCAGGAUACUAUUGUAGAGAGUUCAGAAGGAGAAGCCACCCAGCAAGAACCAGAGCAUGGAGAAGACACCAUUGCCAAGGUCAAAGGCCUGGUGAAGCCCCCACUGAAACGCUCUCGGUCUGCACCUGAUGGAGGAGACGAGGAGACCCAGGAGCAGCUACAAGACCAGAUUGCUGAGAACAGCUCCAUAGAAGAGGAGGAGAAAACAGACAAUGCCACCUUGCUGCGCCUGCUGGAGGAAGGAGAGAAGAUUCAACACAUGUACCGCUGUGCUAGAGUCCAGGGCCUGGACACCAGCGAGGGGCUACUGCUCUUUGGGAAGGAGCAUUUUUAUGUGAUUGACGGAUUCACCAUGACAGCAACCAGGGAAAUAAGAGACAUUGAAACUUUACCUCCAAACAUGCAUGAACCAAUUAUCCCUCGGGGAGCCAGACAGGGCCCCAGUCAACUCAAGAGGACAUGCAGCCUUUUCGCAUAUGAAGAUAUCAAGGAGGUACAUAAGAGACGGUACCUGCUGCAGCCUAUUGCUGUAGAAGUCUUCUCUGGGGAUGGACGGAAUUACCUCCUGGCUUUCCAAAAGGGAAUUCGGAAUAAAGUCUACCAAAGGUUCCUGGCGGUUGUGCCAUCGCUCACUGACAGCUCAGAGUCUGUCUCUGGUCAAAGACCGAACACCAGUGUAGAACAAGGAUCUGGAUUACUUAGUACUUUGGUCGGAGAGAAGUCUGUGACUCAGAGAUGGGAGAGAGGUGAAAUCAGCAACUUCCAGUAUUUGAUGCACUUGAACACACUGGCCGGCAGAUCCUACAAUGACCUGAUGCAGUACCCUGUCUUCCCCUGGAUCCUCGCAGACUAUGACUCCGAGGAGGUCGAUCUUACUAACCCCAAGACAUUCAGAAACCUGGCUAAGCCAAUGGGCGCGCAGACGGACGAGCGGCUGGCCCAGUACAAAAAGCGGUAUAAGGACUGGGAGGAUCCUAAUGGCGAGACUCCAGCCUACCACUACGGCACCCACUAUUCUUCUGCAAUGAUUGUGGCCUCGUAUCUUGUGAGAAUGGAGCCUUUCACCCAGAUAUUCUUACGACUUCAGGGCGGACACUUCGACCUGGCAGACCGGAUGUUCCACAGUGUACGUGAGGCCUGGUACUCCGCAUCAAAGCACAACAUGGCAGAUGUGAAAGAACUUAUCCCAGAAUUUUUUUAUUUACCAGAAUUCCUCUUCAAUUCCAACAACUUUGAUCUAGGCUGUAAACAAAAUGGCACCAAGCUUGGAGAUGUUAUCCUUCCGCCCUGGGCAAAGGGAGACCCAAGAGAGUUCAUCAGAGUCCACCGUGAGGCUUUGGAGUGUGACUAUGUAAGUGCCCACCUACACGAGUGGAUCGACCUGAUCUUUGGCUAUAAGCAGCAGGGCCCAGCUGCAGUAGAAGCUGUCAACGUCUUCCACCACCUUUUUUAUGAGGGUCAAGUGGACAUCUACAACAUCAAUGACCCACUGAAGGAGACAGCCACCAUCGGGUUCAUUAAUAACUUCGGUCAAAUCCCUAAGCAGUUGUUUAAAAAACCUCACCCACCAAAGCGAGUAAGGAGUCGACUCAACGGUGACAACAUGGGGAUCUCCAUCCCACCGGGAGUCACGAGUGACAAGAUCUUCUUCCAUCACCUAGACAACCUGAGGCCUUCCCUGACACCUGUGAAAGAACUCAAGGAGCCCGUGGGGCAGAUCGUCUGCACAGACAAGGGAAUUCUCGCAGUGGAGCAGAACAAAGUUCUGAUCCCACCAGCGUGGAACAAGACCUUUGCCUGGGGCUAUGCAGACCUCAGCUGCAGACUAGGGACCUACGAGUCAGACAAGGCAGUGACGGUCUAUGAAUGUUUGUCUGAGUGGGGUCAGAUUCUCUGUGCCAUCUGCCCCAACCCCAAGCUGGUGAUCACGGGCGGAACAAGCACAGCGGUGUGUGUGUGGGAGAUGGGCACCUCCAAAGAAAAGGCCAAGCCCCUGACGCUCAAGCAGGCUUUACUCGGCCACACCGAUACUGUUACCUGUGCCACAGCUUCACUGGCCUAUCACAUAGUCGUCAGCGGGUCCCGAGACCGAACCUGCAUCAUUUGGGAUUUAAACAAGCUAUCGUUUCUAACCCAGCUCCGCGGCCACCGAGCUCCCGUUUCUGCUCUUUGUAUUAAUGAGUUAACAGGGGACAUUGUGUCCUGUGCCGGCACAUACAUCCAUGUGUGGAGCAUCAAUGGCAACCCCAUUGUGAGUGUGAACACAUUCACAGGCAGGAGUCAGCAGAUCAUCUGCUGCUGCGUGUCCGAGAUGAACGAAUGGGACACUCAGAAUGUCAUCGUGACAGGACACUCAGAUGGAGUGGUCCGGUUCUGGAGGAUGGAAUUUCUUCAGGUUCCUGAAACACCAGCUCCUGAGCCUGUGGAAGAGCUGGAAAUGCAAGACGGCUGUCCUGAAGCACAGAUAGGGCAGCAAGCCCAAGAUGAAGACAGCACUGAUUCUGAAACGGAGGAGCCCAGCAUCAGCCAGGAUUCUAAGGAACCGCCCAGCCAGCCCAGCAGCACCAGCCACAGGCCCCGGGCAGCCUCCUGCAGAGCCACAGCCACAUGGUGUACUGACAGCGGCUCCGAUGACUCCAGGCGCUGGUCGGACCAGCUCAGCCUCGACGAGAAAGAUGGCUUCAUAUUUGUGAACUAUUCUGAGGGCCAGACUAGAGCACAUCUACAGGGCCCCCUCGCCCACUCCCACCCCAACCCCAUCGAAGCACGGAAUUACAGCCGAUUGAAACCUGGGUACCGGUGGGAGCGGCAGCUGGUGUUCAGAAGCAAACUAACUAUGCACACAGCCUUUGAUCGAAAGGACAAUGCACACCCAGCUGAAGUCACCGCAUUGGGUGUCUCCAAGGACCACAGCAGAAUCCUCGUCGGUGACAGUCGGGGCCGAGUGUUUAGCUGGUCUGUGAGUGACCAACCCGGCCGCUCCGCUGCUGACCACUGGGUGAAGGAUGAAGGUGGCGACAGCUGCUCAGGCUGCUCUGUUCGCUUCUCCCUCACAGAGAGACGGCACCAUUGCAGGAACUGUGGACAGCUCUUCUGUCAGAAGUGCAGUCGAUUUCAGUCAGAAAUCAAGCGCUUGAAAAUCUCAUCCCCCGUGCGAGUCUGUCAGAACUGUUACUACAGCUUACAGCAUGAGAGAGGGAUGGAAGAUGGGCCUCGAAACUGCCGAGACUGAGGGAGACCACGUUCGGCCCGGGGAGCUCCUCGGGUCCUGCCGCAGCUCGGAAGGCACUGAAGCAGCUCCACUUGCACGCCUCUUCACUCUGAGUGAAGUGCUGAGUUCAAAGGGAUCGUUGGAUCACGGGUUCCAGGCCAGUGACUGGCAGGCGCUAUGCAGUGAACAGCACAAGAAGAAGGCAAGGUGGUUCCCGGGGUGUCUCGGAGCCCAGGUCCCCAUAGUGUAGCCAUCUCCAAGAGCAAACUCCGCGCACCCCAACUCUCUUUCCUGCAUCUCAUUUUUAUAGAGCUAUCCAUCCUUGUUUGGAAAAAUCAACAAAAACUUUAAAAAAAAAAAGGCUUCUAGGAAAUGGUUGUGAAUCUGACUUCUUGGCAAGCAGCUGUGUAUAUUGUAAAUAGGUAUAAAGGCCUUUUUUCUAAAUAAGGACCUAAUUGCCUGUAACAUGAGACUUCAAACUAAGCCACUAACUCAAUGAACUAUUUAAGGUUUGUCCAACAUCUCUCAAUUAUAAAUAUGGGUUUUUUUUAAUCCUCAAAGACAUUAUCUGUAAUAUUUUUUUCCUUGUUCAAACCAAGCCUGUGUGCCUGAUACCAUUUCUUUCAAGUUGCCCACAGUAUCUCCACUUAAAAUAGGCUAGUAACCAAAAUGAUGUAGCCCUGCUUUAGGAGCUAGUGGGGGAGGAAAGAAGUCUGAUCAUAAGGUAACCUGCACAUACCUGAACGGCUCCUUCUGGCUGCAUACCGAGCAGGCCCCUUAAACUGAGCUGUGCGUAGGCUGUGUGGUCCCGGCACACCUCAGUAUCGAUGGCCUGAAGGGGACCAGGUGACCAAUGCCAGGCAGGACACAGCCCUGCCUCAAUUAAUGGAAAUGCAUUUGCAUGUAACCCCAGAUUAGCUUCUCUGCAUAGAACACAAGUGUCUGUCUUCAGAGACACUGUUCUACUACAGCUUAUUUUCAAAAAAGGGUUUAAAAGCAUACAGAAUUAACAUUUAAACCUUGUGAAAAUGGGUCAUGUCAUAAGUGCUUAGAAUGAACCUUUCCCAUUUAAUGCCAUCUACCUGAGAACAGUGAGAUUUAUACUGUAUCGAUGUCUAUUUUUUUGGUUUUGCUAUGAAUAUAAUUACAGUAUUUUAAUAUUUAGUUAUUUAAUUUGUUCUACUAGUUGGAUACAGAACACACAAAUCCAGAAGGAUUAAAGCUGGAGGAAGCUAAGAGAUAAGUUUAUAGAAAAAUGGCUUUGGUGGUGGGAUUUUUUAAAUAUGUGUGUUAUGUACAUAAAUAUAAAUAUAUAUAUAUGAAAUCAAAUAAACAAUUAAUCUAGAUUUUAACAUUUUCAGAUAACUUUAGUGCUAAUAAUAUGAAUAACUCUUAAAAAGCCCUGUGAUUUGAACAACAUAGAAUCACUAAUGGCCCAAGAAGAAGGACCAGCCUUGACACCCUCACAGAGGGAGGUCCCUACCAUAUGAAGGACAGUGGCUCUGGCUUCCCUAACUCUCCAUCUUUAGCCCUGGUGACAGGCACACUUAUGCACUAAAAUGCACAUAUAUGCACAUGUGUCCAGAAAUAGGCAUUUGGUACAACAGUGACCUUGUACCUGAUGGGCUGAAAGCAGCUUCAGAACAAGUCUGUUCUCCCUGACCAGAAGGUCUCCAGGAGACACCGUGAAGGCUGCUUUAGUGCCUUACGCUCCCUAAAUUUAAACCUUCCUUUACAGGUUUCAGCCUACAGUCUAUCUAUGAUACAUAUCAAAUUGACUCCAACACUUCCAUUUUUAAAUGCUCAAAUAUACACGUGAAAAAGGAUUGUUGGCAUUAACUCUCUCCACUUGAAGAAAAGCUGUUGCUUUUGCUUUGCUUUCCUUUCUGUGUCAUGUUCACCGCCAUGACUUUAGAAGGACGCUGGUGUCCCUUUGUUGCAGAACCUGUGCUUCUGCGUGGUGGUGGGCUGGCCCUGUCUGCCUCUGGACGCUUUGUAGUGGUGUUACUACACUUCUACAAGAAGCGCCUCCUUUGGCCCAUGACCCACAUUUACCCCUACCCAAUGGCAGAGGUGUUUUCAAGACUUGAAUAUAGGAACGUGUGUGUAGCCACUUGAAGCUUGUUCCUCUGUCUAACCCAAAAUUGUAUGGGAUGAACGCUCUUAUACUGUCAAACACAACUUCCAAACCACUCACGAUGGUAUUUCCUCUGGCAGCUGGUGCUGUGGGCAACUUUUUUGUUCCAUCGGUUUUGGUUUUUGUUUUCUUUUCACUUCUGCAGAAAUCACAAAGUCACUCACACAGGGCACUACUGCCUGAUGUCCAUUGGUUCAUUGCUUCUCUGGUUUUCCCUCUGCAUUCUGUGCCAAUCUGCUUAGCCACAUUAUGUGUGUCCACCUUCCUGUGGUCUGUAUUCUUUUUCUGAGUACCUCACAGGGCUCCAGCCUGAUCUCUAUUGGUCCUUCUACCCAUUCAUCCAUCCAUCCAUUCAUUCAUCCUUACAUCCCUACUCAUCCAUGUACUCUGACACAUCCGUGUGUAGUGUGCAAGUGUAACGUCAUGCUUUUGAAGACGAGAAGUAGCUGCCCGUAGCAGCCAGCCCUCUGGAGAAUAGCAAAACACUCUAGAUAAGUUAUUUUGCACUUUCUUAUGUACAAAGGUGGUAGAAACUUAUUUUUGCUUUGUAUCAUUUAAAUACAUUUUGUUUUGGUAAACAAACUGUGUAUAAAAUAUUUAUGCUGUUAAAAAAACUGUUUUUAGGAAGUAUUUUUAAUUUCAGCAAGUUUGGUUACUUGUUGCAUGACCAUUAACACAGCUGACUUUUUGUGUCAGUGCAAUGUAUAUUUUUGUCCUGUUAUUAACUUGUAAGCCCUAGUAAUGGCCAAUUAUUUGUACAGCCACAGAAGUAAAUUGAAGAUACUGGCUAAGACUGGAUUGAUUGUGGACUUUUGUACUAUAUUGCAGAAUCCAAUAUCUGUUUCUCUGGUGGUUAUGUAAAAGGCCUGAAGACCUCUUAUCUAGUGUGCAAUCUGUGAUUCUGAGUGUUCAUUGUAUCUCUGUCUGAUGCAGAAAGGUAGACAGUUACAAUCCAUGAUGAAACGCAAUAGUCCAGGAACUUAAGUAUUUUUUUCAUUUCAAAUAAAUACCUAUUUACCACAAAAAAA